This is a messenger RNA of Mytilus trossulus (common blue mussel), 725 nucleotides long. RefSeq names its product 2'-5'-oligoadenylate synthase 2-like. Gene Ontology annotation, molecular function: double-stranded RNA binding; 2'-5'-oligoadenylate synthetase activity. Gene Ontology annotation, cellular component: membrane; nucleoplasm; cytosol. Bases 39 to 536 code for a protein of 165 amino acids. The record is from RefSeq and is a predicted model, not a curated record. The transcript is spliced from 3 exons. NCBI's taxonomy places the organism in Eukaryota, Metazoa, Mollusca, Bivalvia, Mytilida, Mytilidae. Gene Ontology annotation, biological process: regulation of ribonuclease activity.
UGGGUUUCGCUGGUGGAAUACAAUCAACAUAUUCUACAAUGGAAUUGAAACCUCAUCUAAGAAAAUACUAUGCUAAGUCAUUAGCUAAACUACAAAUUGAAUUUGUAACGUCCAUGCCACCGAAGGUUAAGGAUUUAAUAUGUCUGCUGAAAUAUUGGAAAUAUACCGAAGAAGUUGAGUUAACAUCUUAUUGCAUUGAACUACUUGUUAUUCAUAUCUGGAGAGAAAAUGGCAAGCCAAAUAUCUUCACAAUGAAGCAACUAAUGAUUAAAGUCGUUACAUUACUUGUAACUUUUGGAGAAUCGACAAUUUCCUUCAGCGAUCAUUAUACUCCUUUAGAUUACAUACAUGAACUUGGGAGGACUCCCCCAUAUGUUUUGGACCCAUCUAAUCCAUACCAUGACGUAGCAUCUGAUCCGAAUAUGUCUACAGAUUGUUCCCGUAUAAAAUCAAAAGGUAAACAACUGCAGCGAAAACUUGAAGGAUUGUCUGAAUUUUCAGAAUUAUCAGAAGAAAGUGGUUGCGUGGUAUCAUAAAAAAAACUUUUUUGGAACUAUUCAUCACCUAAUGAUCAUAUGAUCAUGUCUGUUACUUUAAAAAAAAUUAGUGUUUAUCAAAAUUCUGUCAUGUUAUUGUUAUGCCCGUUUGUAUGGGCAUUAUGUUUUCUGGUCUGUGCGUUCGUUCGUCCGUUUGUCCGUUCGUUUGUCCCGCUCCAUGUUAGAGUU